AUGAAAGUCCUCGCAGCUAUUGCGCUGAGCGCAACAGCGUUCACAGGGGCUCUAGCUGCAGUGAUUACUCAAGAAGCAUUCUUAAACAACCCUCGCAUCCAUCAUGACCAGGACAAGUACUUGAUCGAAUUGGCGCCUUACCGAACACGAUGGGUGACUGAAGAGGAGAAAUGGGCAUUGAAAUUGGACGGCGUGAAUUUUAUCGAUAUCACAGAAGAGCACAAUACCGGAUUCUAUCCGACUCUCCACAGCGCCAGCUAUGUCAAAUACCCGCCGAAGAUGCAGUAUGCUGAAGAAGUGGUUGCGCUUAACAAGGAUCUAUCGAAAGAAAACAUAAAGGUCAAUCUGGAACGAUUCACAUCAUUUCAUACUCGCUAUUACAAAUCUCAGACGGGAAUUCAAUCAGCUACUUGGCUGUACGACCAAGUCCAUAGAGUUGUCUCCGAGUCGGGAGCCGUUGAGCAUGGUGCAACUGUUGAGCGAUUCUCUCAUCCAUGGGGUCAGUUCAGCAUUAUUGCCCGAAUCCCUGGCCGAACGAACAAAACUGUGGUGCUGGGCGCCCAUCAGGACAGCAUCAAUUUAUUUCUCCCGUCAAUCCUGGCUGCUCCCGGUGCUGAUGACGAUGGAAGUGGGACUGUCACCAUUCUCGAAGCGUUGCGCGGUCUGCUGCAGUCAGACGCCAUCGCCAAGGGCAAUGCGUCCAACACUGUCGAAUUCCACUGGUACUCUGCAGAAGAAGGCGGAAUGCUGGGCUCCCAGGCAAUCUUCUCCAGUUACAAGAGGGCUAGGCGGGAAGUCAAGGCCAUGCUCCAGCAAGACAUGACUGGCUACAUCCAGGGAGCUCUGAACGCGGGUGUCGAGGAAGCCGUAGGAAUUAUGGUCGAUUAUGUCGACCAGGGCCUCACGCAGUUUCUCAAGGACGUUGUUACGGCGUACUGUUCUAUGGGUUACCUGGAGACCAAGUGCGGAUAUGCUUGCUCCGAUCACACAUCGGCCAGUAAGUACGGUUAUCCCGCGGCUAUGGCGACUGAAGCGGAGAUGGAGAAUACCAAUAAGAAGAUACAUACUACCGACGACCAGAUCAAGUAUCUGAGCUUCGAUCAUAUGUUGGAGCAUGCGAAGUUGACUCUCGGCUUUGCUUUCGAAUUGGCAUUUGCGCCGUUCUAA
Messenger RNA from Aspergillus viridinutans, 1167 nucleotides. It is a transcript of the gene lap1, whose product is annotated as putative aminopeptidase. Gene Ontology annotation, biological process: proteolysis. Gene Ontology annotation, molecular function: metalloexopeptidase activity. The record is from RefSeq and is a predicted model, not a curated record. Lineage: Eukaryota; Fungi; Ascomycota; Eurotiomycetes; Eurotiales; Aspergillaceae. The transcript is spliced from 3 exons. The coding region runs from base 1 to 1167 and encodes 388 amino acids.